Messenger RNA from Cornus florida, 640 nucleotides. RefSeq names its product TOM1-like protein 7. The coding region runs from base 161 to 412 and encodes 83 amino acids. The transcript has 4 exons. The record is from RefSeq and is a predicted model, not a curated record. Gene Ontology annotation, molecular function: ubiquitin binding; phosphatidylinositol binding. Lineage: Eukaryota; Viridiplantae; Streptophyta; Magnoliopsida; Cornales; Cornaceae. Gene Ontology annotation, biological process: protein transport to vacuole involved in ubiquitin-dependent protein catabolic process via the multivesicular body sorting pathway.
CAUCAAAAUAUGUUUCAAAUACCAUGUAGUCUUCUCAUAUGACACCUAUCAGCAGCCAGUGCAUUCCUUAGAAACCUCGAGACCCCCUCUCCAUCUAUGUGACGACGGACCACUGGUAACCACCGUAUCGGCGAGGACGGCGACUUGGCUUCUGGAUACGAUGGUGAAGAACUGUGGUGAUUCUGUGCAUUUACAAAUUGCUGAGAGAAAUAUACUACAGGAGAUGAUCAAAAUUUUAAAUAAAAGGCUUCUGGAGACAAUGGUGAAGAACUGUGGUGAUUCUGUGCAUUUACAAAUUGCUGAGAGGAAUAUACUUCAGGAGAUGAUCAAAAUUGUAAAGAAAAGGGGCACGAAGGCUAUUUAUGGCGGAGAAAACAGUCUAGGCUCUGAAAGCUCGAUUUUGGAUUGCUGAUGCUCGAUUUUGGAUUGCCAAUGCUGUCAUCCAGGUUGUUCUGAUCUAAUGUCUAUUUCAGUUGCUGUGGUGUAUGGUAGUUUUAGAUCAACUGAUUGAUACUCAAUAUAAAACCAGGGGAAAUGCCUGCACUAAUAAUUGUCAACCUUAAAUCAUCUUGUUUAUUACUUUGAAGUUUUUAGUAUUACGUAACUUAUGUAAAUAUAUUGUAUUAAAUUUGUGUGAACA